This is a messenger RNA of Colletotrichum karsti, 483 nucleotides long. Its product is annotated as snoal-like polyketide cyclase family protein. The transcript has a single exon. Bases 1 to 483 code for a protein of 160 amino acids. The record is from RefSeq and is a predicted model, not a curated record. Lineage: Eukaryota; Fungi; Ascomycota; Sordariomycetes; Glomerellales; Glomerellaceae.
AUGCGCGCCUCCUCAUUAUUCGCCAUAGGCCUUGCCUGGACCACGAGCGCCGCGGGUCUUCUGCCUCGUCAGGGAUCGUCAGCGCCCUAUUGCCCUCCUCGUUCAGCAACUCCGGAGGAACAGAGGGUGAUUCUCGGGGAAUUCAUUCAAGCCUUCUACGAAGAAAGAAAUGCCACGAAAGCUUUACUCAACCAUGUUGCGGAGGACUACAUCCAGCACAACCCGAACGCACUCUCCGGCCGACAGAACUCUCUCGACGUUCUUGCUCCGUUCCUAUCCCCGAACACCGUCAACAACACGAUCAUGAACAAGGGCUUGGACAACAAUAUUGCGUACAUCCAUUACCGAAUGGACCUUGUUGGAGGUGGACAGCCUUUCGCCGUCGUUGAUGUCUUCAGAUUCGACGGCACUUGCAUUAUGGAACACUGGGAUGUGGCACAGCAGCGGCCUGCAAACGCGACCAACCCCAUUGCAAUGUUUUGA